AUGAAUAACCAGAACAAGGGGCUGAGAAUGAAGAGGAAGUGCAGGUUCAAUGUGGACAGGGGCGAACGCCCAACCAAAAAACGGUCCAGCCAGCAGGCCAUAACCAAAAUGGUUUCCUUGGUGCUCCCUUGUCCUCAAUUGACACAGAGCACUCUCCAGAAACUGCAGAUUGAGAGUGAGGCUGACCCUGACUGGCCCACUCCUAUGGAGACCAGGGCAAUUUCAAAGAUGCCAAGGAAAAAGGGCCUACCAACCCCCAAGAUGGAGGACAAGGGAACCCAAUGCGACAUGGGAUCAAAGAGGAAAAGGAUGACUUUUUUCCAAGAUCUGGAUUCAGACGACCUUAGGACUGCUAAGAAGAUCAAGGUCACCAUGGCAUCCGGGUCAUACAGCUCCUUUGGCUCCUCCACAUCAACAGACGCAUCCACCAGCAGCGAGAGAACCGACUCUAAAGGUUCAGAAGUCUGUGAUAAACACAAGACCAAAGUCCGGCGCAACCCACCACGCAGAGCCAGUUUCACCUCGCUCUAUAACGUGGGCAAGUUGCUGGGACAAGGAGGCUGUGGGUCCGUCUAUGAGGGAACACGAAAGGAAGAUGGGAGAGAAGUCGCCAUUAAGUACAUCCCUAAGGGUGUAUCGGAGUACUACCUCACAAUCCCUGGAACAACGCACAGGCUGCCCCUGGAGGUCGCCCUGAUGCAGAUCGUGUCGCGGCCCCCUGUCUGUGAACACGUGCUGGAGCUGGUGGAUUGGUUCGAGCAGCCCAGGAAGUUCAUCCUGGUCCUGGAGCGUCCCACCUCGUGCAUGGACCUGUACGACUACUGUGAGACGAUGGGUGGGAAGCUCAACGAGGCCAUGGCCAGGGUCAUCAUGCUCCAGGUGGUUCUGGCGGUACGGCACUGCCGCGACCGCGGCGUCAUCCACCGCGACAUCAAAGUGGAGAACCUGCUGGUGCAGACGGACACUCUCAACGUCAAGCUCAUCGACUUCGGCUGCGGGGAUCUGCUGAGGGAGAAACUCUUCAGGGACUUUGCUGGCACUACAGAGUUCUCCCCCCCUGAGUGGGUUCUGGAUGGAAAGUACCAGGGGCGCAAAGCCACCAUCUGGUCCCUGGGUGUGCUUCUGUUUGGCCUGGUCAACGGUGACCUGCCCUUCAGGAAGGAGGCCGAAAUCAUCCGAGGACGCCUGCGCUUCAAGAGAGGGAUCUCCAAAGAAUGCAGAGACCUGGUCCGCUGGUGCCUCAAGCAAGACCCUCUGAAGAGGCCCGUUCUGGAGCAGAUCCUCCUGCACGACUGGCUGUCGGACCGGGCUCGCCCCUAA
Oncorhynchus nerka (sockeye salmon) is the source of this 1320-nucleotide messenger RNA. Its product is annotated as serine/threonine-protein kinase pim-3-like. Lineage: Eukaryota; Metazoa; Chordata; Actinopteri; Salmoniformes; Salmonidae. Gene Ontology annotation, molecular function: protein serine/threonine kinase activity; ATP binding. Gene Ontology annotation, cellular component: cytoplasm. The record is from RefSeq and is a predicted model, not a curated record. Gene Ontology annotation, biological process: negative regulation of apoptotic process; protein autophosphorylation; regulation of mitotic cell cycle. The transcript has 7 exons. Bases 1 to 1320 code for a protein of 439 amino acids.